UCGUCUGUCACUUCCGGGUAGCUGGGGGAAAAACAAACAUGAAGCAGAAACACAGGACAGUUGAGAAGCGGGAAGCCACACGGUACAAACACCGCACUCUCGGGGCCUGCCAGCACGUGGAUCACGUUUAGAUUUGUGCGCAAGAUCUUAGGAACAACCAGAGAGGUCCCCUGGAAGACAGCAACAUAUACAGAAGACCUUCUUUGUGCCAAAGUCGAGCAAGGAUUUUCAGAAGAAAAGAAUUUCGUCUGCUAGGGAGCCAUAUUUCACCAGGAUUCAAAGUGCUUCGGGUUUACCGAGUCUUCAGCUUGGGCUGUCUGUUGCAGAGGUGGGGUUGUUUUGCUGUGCGGGCUCUGGUCUGGUGGAAGAGUGGCACUGAACCGGACGCAUCUUCAGCAUAGCAGUGAGAGACAAGUGCUGCAAGGAGAAGCCUGCUGCUGAGGUUUCGGUGACUACCCUGGCGGAAGUCAAGAAACAGCACUGCAUACCUGACAUGCCUGGACCUACCUAUGCAUCCCUAGCCUUGCCCCUCCCCCCAAUAACACACCUCCCCAUGUGCACCAAUAGUGGGAUGUAAUGAGAGUGAGUGGGGAAAGCAGGCCUUCGGUUCAGUCAUGUGUGCUGGAGUGUGGAGAGGGAACCUGCCUGCAGUAUGGGGAUGCUGAAACUGUAUCUGCAGCAGGAGGAACAAACACCUUCCCAAACAGGAUUGGGCGUAACGGCUGGCCUGGUUCAGUACAGUGUAUCUCCAUGUAAAUCACCUGAGCCGUUGAGAGCUCUGCGGCAACAUCACUGGCACUGAUGCGGCAUGGCUGGAAGUGCCUGUACCAGACACUAUACCAGGAUGAGGUUCCUAUGCAGCCUGCGAUCCCCAUGGAGGGACAUCUCCCUUCUGGUCCUGGCUGUGACAGUGUUCUCCCUGUAUCUCACAUAUACGAUGGAUUCACAAGUUUCCAAAGAAGAGGCGUUGCUCCCGAGUAGGAAGGGCCGAAAGGUUGGACUUGGCCUUCAGGGCAAUGCAUGGAUCAACUCUGUACAGAGGAACAUUCUAGAAGGGAUGGAGCAAGAGGGAGCAAAAGUUCCAAACGGUCCAGUCUUGUCUGAAUUAAGUCCACUUCAGAGAAAACUUGUAGAGCUUGAGAAGAAAACCCUGGAAAGAUUCACCAACCAUGACAGGGUCGUGGUCAUCAGAGGGCACUCCAAGGUCAUUGCCAGAGAUCUGUCUUUGUACGAACAAGCAUUCCACAAACACGGUUUCUACGUCCGAAUACCUGCAGGUUUCAGGUCCAACAUUACUGGCUUCUCCAACUAUUCCUCCAGCUAUGAAGAUGUGCAAUUGUUUGAAGCGACUGUGGAGCAGUCCCAGGAUGCCCUUCAGCAGUCCCACCGUGCAGUGCUGGAGGGGGAGAAGGAGGGGUGGAUGGUGCUCUUGUGUAUGACUUUCACAGAUGGAGACACUGGUGAGGGCAUGUGUAUUCACAAGGCCACGUAUGGGCACCUCAAACCACAUCAAAAGGUGAACAGAAUCCCAGGUGUGAGGACAACUCUGUGGAGGAAAGACGGGUUCUGCCACACCAUGUCAGCAGCCAGGAAGAUCCCAGCCCUGAGGAGAAGCCCCCUGGCACCCAUGUGCUGGGUCAUGCCUCUGGAGUUUGAACAGUUCCUGAGUGUGGCUGAUGCUGUGGGAGGAGAGGCCAAGUGGGUCUUCAAGUCCAUCAACCCAGGAGGAAACAUCUACAUCCUGCAGCCAACCAAGGACAGGGACUACGCCAGGAUCAAACAAUACAGGACCAGGAAAGCAGUGGUCCAGCAGUACUUCCCCAACCCUCUGCUGAUAUUUGGGAUGCCAGUCAGCAUACGUGCCUACGUGUUGGUCACUUCUGUCUCCCCUCUCCGAGCCUUCCUGCACUCCGAGGGACUGGUCAACUACAGACAUGACUACCAGAGGAGCUUCAGAAAGGUCCCCAGUAGGAUCUGGUACUUUGGUCAGCUGCGGCAGUACCUGGCCCAUAACCACGGACCCGAGGCAGCGGAGGUGGCCUUCAGGAACAUGCAGUCUGUCAUCACGCAGACUCUGCUGGUGUCCGAGUCAGCACUGGCAGGGCACUUUGGCGGGUACUCCGCCAACCCUAUGGAGGGACUCUACAAAUGCAAGAACUGUUUUCAGCUCCUGGGGUUUGACCUUAUCUACAACUCCUCUCUCUACCCAAUGGUGUUGGAGGUCAAUGGGCAGCCUCACAUGCAGGUGUCCCUGAAUGAGUUUGAGAAUGAAACUACUAUAUCACCUGAGGUAUGUGAGCUACAGGACGAGGGCUGGGCCAGUAACUCCAUCAAGCAGGAUGCUGCAGAGGACAUGGUCGGGAUGCUGUUCUCUGAGCAGCUGGUCGCCAUGGAAGUAGCCGACGCCCUGGAGGAACUGGAGCUGAAUGUUGGGAUACUGGGUGUGAACUGCCUCCCCUCCCAUGAGUACUGCCUAACAGAGGAAGACUUGGAGUACAUCCUGGACACCAGGAGGGAGACAGUCAACAGGGGCAGCUUCAUGCAGCUGUAUCCAUCUCCAGACAGUGAGAAGUAUGCCAUCCUCCUGAAGGACCUGAGCAGGUUUGCUGGUGUGGACAUGUCGGCACCCAAACCUUUACGUGCCGGCAACCAGAAGAUCAAAGACAUCCUGGACAACACCAUACGUCACAAUACUCCCAUCAUGCACCAGCUGGUGUCGGCGCUGGAGCAGGUGUAUGCCUCGCGGGAGAUCGAGCGGCACAGGUUCGACGAGCUGUCGCCUGAAGAGGAGGCAGAUGAGGAGGAAGAUGUGGUGGGUUUGCAGCACCAGUCCCACAGACUCAUCCACAAUGCCUUCCAGGAUGUCCCUCUUGAUGAGAAGUACCAGAGACCGGAGUGUAAUGAUGACAAAGCCACCAUGCCGUACCUGUCAGGAGUCUUCACCGAGCCUAAGCUGGAGUUCUCGCCGGCGUUCAGCCCGCUGGUUGCGGAGUACCACGUGACCGUCCCGUACGACACGCUCCUCAUCAAGGUGUGGGCCUUCGCCACCAGCUGUGAUGCUGAGGCCAGGCUGGAGGAAAAGGAUGGGCUGUCCAGACCUGCUAACUACAGCCUGGGUCUGGGUGAGAACAGGAUCAACUUUCUGGUGGUGGAUCUGACCCACACUGAACCCUGGGUCAUCAACACCUACACCCUGCACGUCUACCGAGAGCGCCUCACAGACACGGAGCCCGCCUUUAACCCCCGCGUGCCCCACCAGGUGUGCACAAUGACACAGGACUGUGACAUGCGGGUUUUCAUAACAGAACCAUGUGGUCUCCAGCCAAUCAGAGACCAGUCCUGGGAUAGGUACAUGUCCCAGCAUGCACUGCUGCCACCUUGCCAAAGUGGGGAUGUACCAGGAAGUUGGGUGAUGCCGUGUGGGGAGUGCAGGGACAAGAGCUCGUGCCACUGGAGCAUGGCAGAGUGGCACCCUGGGAAAUGUAGACACGAGGUCAUGAGCAGAGACAAGCUGCAGCAAUGUCUUACAGGGAAGAAGGUAUUGUUUAUCGGAGACUCCACCAACAGAGGCAUGAUGUACUAUCUGAUGGAGCAGGUAAACGGGACGCUGACAGAGUGGGACAAAACUCACAACAUCAAGGUCUACAACAACCUCAACAAUAACAGGACCUCUGUCAGCUUCGCCUACUACCCACAGUUCUGGCUGCAGCCCGACCAUAGGCCAGUGUUUGACAAGGCCCUGUAUCAGUUGAUGAGGAGGUCGUUGCCCCUGAAGAACAGUUCUGACACCAUCCUGGUGGUGGGUGGGGUACACUGGCUGGCCACUCAUCACCUCAACGUGGUCAAGCAUUCACUAGAAAAGGAGGGUCUGACAGGUGUGAGGGUCAUCAUGAAGAGCCUGGGGUCCGGCUUUCACCUUCCUGUGGAUGGCAUCCAUUGUCUCUCACAGCAAGAGCAGCACAAGUUACUGAUGCACAACGCAGGCCUUAGUGACUUUGCUAGGCAGCUUGGGUUUGAUGUUGUGGAAACCUUCAAUGUUACUUUGCUAAGAUGCAAGGACUUCCUACAAGGAAAAUGUGCCUGCCACUUUCACAAGGUGAGACAGGUAAGAGGAGAGCAUACAGCAGCAAACAUCACAAAAAGAGAGACCCUCCCCCCUCAUAGACAAUAUACCGACCCAGGUGGUGAGGAGGAAGAUAUGUAUGGACCAGUCCACUACCAUGUUGAGGGGGACAUCAAUGCUCUGUACUCUGAGAUACUCCUUAACAGAAUAUGUGAUAUUCCCAGAUGAUAAAGAGUAAUGGGUGAGAAAUAAAAGUAUUAUUGGUGAUAGGAUCAUGGACCAAACUUCUGAAAACAAUCUGUGAUUGAUACGGGUUUCUUAAUUACAUAUAAAUGACACUGUUACAAUGAGAAUGACUAUCAAUAUUACUGGUAUAUUGUUCUUGUAUACAAUGUAGUAACCAUUUCUGUGGAGAAAGGUUGGGUAUCCCUGAAAACAACCUUGAUAAAACCACUGAUUUUGAUAUACCCUUAGCGGCUAGCAUUUAACCAUUCAUUGUCAACUAAUGACCACUAUGAAAUUUCAUACCACUAUAAGUAUAUUGGGAGUUCAUUUGGAAAUGAUAUGAUUUCUGCAAAUCCUGUCAAAAUCAUUGUAACACAAGUAGAAAGAAGUGAUGAGAAAAGAUUUUAUUGGAAGUUUUGUCCAUGUUCCUUGUAUGACCAUUGCAUAUUGGAGCUUGCUGAAAAAGACAAGAAAGCUUUGGCUACCAUGUGCGAAGUGUUAUCCUUGCAAAAUGCAGUGCAUUCCACUUAUGUAACAUUGCCUGUACUUAUGUAUAUAUGAAAUACAGAACAAUCGUGUACAGAAGCUGUUAUCUGAAUUAUAUUAAGUCACUUGUAUAUACAAGGUAUAGAAAGCAAUAAUAUAUUUAUGUUGCCUUAAAUCUAUCCUAAAGCUAUUUUAAGUAGGUAACGGUACAUGUAGCAACACGAAGGCCUUUGUAUGAUAAAAGCUCAGGGACAUCAUUUAGUCAACAUUGCCUUCAGUUUUUCAUUCAUCCCUAGUUGGCAGAAUAGUUGUCUUGUACACAUGUUUGUGUUAGUGAAAGUUCUUAUUAUGUCUUCUAUACACUACUGUUACAUGCUUACCGUGCUCAAGCAAAACAAAAGGGAAAGUUACUUUAAUAAUUGAUGCCCUCUAGACAAGGGAGUGUUUGACAUUUCUUCAAUCAAUUACCACUACUUCUGGUAACAAAUGGAAUAUUUCUUUGUAAGGAAAGAAAGACUAUCAACCCUUACCCCAAUAAGACUAUCAAAAAGAGCAACAAAACAUUGACAAAAAGCAGUGUUACCACCACUUUACAUGUGUCCGUCCAUUUCUAGUAUAGUCGAUUCCAUCCCAAAGACUGUAAAAGUAGCAUAAGUGUAUACAGUACCCAUAAGAGUUUAGAAUGAUGUAGUCUUCCUGUUUAUGUCUAUGAAGUAAACUGUUGUCCGGUCUGGCUACGGGUCACCUUAUGUUACAAGAGUGCAGGUUCGUGCACAAAUGUCAUAUUUUGAUCAGAAAACAAUAGUUCCUGGUGAUUUGUAGGGAGGACCUACAUGUAAGGUGAACAUGUAUGUAAGUUGAAGGAAGAUGAUACACAAUGUAGCACCAUAGAAUUGAGAUAAUGGUGUAGAUUUUUACAUUCGUAAAUUUCAGGGACUCGAAGUGCCAAAAAUUGCUCAAAAGCAAAUUUAAAAGUUGUAUUACACUUAGUUUAUACUUAGAAGAGAUGGAAAAUACCUUUUUGUGGUACUUUUCCUUAAAAUACUAUCACAAAGAGUAGAGUUAAAGUGCUAAAAGAGAAGACCACUGCACACUAGUACAUUUAUAGAAUGCUACAUGUUUCCUUGUACAUGUAUAAUGUACAUAUCAUGACAGAUUACACAGAAGCAGUUUUUUUUUGUGUGAUGGGUGAAUUUUCAUACUAGAAGUGAUGUGCUUAUCAUGGUUUUAUGUGAAAAAUUGUGUUGUGCUCUGUAAAUGUUUUUCCUUCUUUCUCACAACAGUUUGUCAACUAAACAUUACUUCCUCUGCUUCCACAAGAUAAGCUUGAGAUUUGCAUAGAUUUGAACUUGGUUGAAUACACAUAACAGUUAAAAGUACAAUCUCAUAUUCAUAAUAUUAUCAUACUUGAACAAUUGAAAAAAAAUUUGUCUAAAAGAUUCAAUCACCUAGUGGUUGGUAUUAUAUGUUUAAGAUCACUGUGUUAUGUUUGACAUAAGUUGUUCAACCACUACCAACUCUGUGUUGUUAUGCCCAACAUUACUGAUCAUUACUAUAACAUUAUACAUUGGAACUUUUUGCAAAGAUUAUCAUUUGGUGAUCAAUGACAUGUAGAUUCUGAACAUAGAUUUUAAAUGUAGGUACAGGAAAGAACUGUAUAUUUAUUACAAAGCAGAGCUUUUAAAAAGAUCUUAUAUAUAGCGUUGUCGAAUAAAAGCAAGAGUUGCUUAUAUGUGA
Branchiostoma floridae (Florida lancelet) is the source of this 6511-nucleotide messenger RNA. RefSeq names its product cadherin-like and PC-esterase domain-containing protein 1. The transcript is spliced from 27 exons. The coding region runs from base 809 to 4291 and encodes 1160 amino acids. Lineage: Eukaryota; Metazoa; Chordata; Leptocardii; Amphioxiformes; Branchiostomatidae. Gene Ontology annotation, biological process: protein modification process. The record is from RefSeq and is a predicted model, not a curated record.